GCUUGUUCGAGGGCAUGUUUGGCGUCAUGUUGUACGAGAAGUAUUGCGAGUGUAUGCACCAAGCCAUUCGUCCCUCCGUGCAUCUGGUGCGACCUUUUUACAAGAGAGCUUAACGUUGGUUAAGGAGCACCUUUCAGUGGUAUGUCCUGAUGCAUCUCAGCAGCGUGCAUGGUUGGCGUGUGCCACAAUUGCAGAGUACGUCGGCUAGCGCCGUAUCGCAGCAUAUGUCAGCAACGCACACGAGUGUAGUGCGCCUGUUCACAGCGUAGCAUCGAAGAGAUAGCUGUGGUUGUCCCCGAUGGUGAUGAAUGGUGAUGCACCACCGCGGGUCACACGAAAGGCCGGAGUUUGUUUCUUAUUCCUGGUAGUGCACGUGUAGGGUGUGUCCCUUGUGCACUGCGACAGCAUACAGAGACGGAAUGGCUUCAUCGUUGUGCUUCUAGCACUACACACGUUAUAAUAUGAAUAUGCCGAUCGAGGAAUACCACACCUACCUACACGGGCCAGUCUGUUGGAGCGUCAUGGAGGUGCAUUCGAUACAGGUGUACAGUCGUUACUCUACUAGACACUGCGCACGCUACAGGACGUACGUACAAAGCGUGUAUUCACACGCGAAGCAAGCGGCGACGCAUAUGAUCAUGGAUCCUGAAUUUACCGGCCGGAUGAUGGAUGUGUUUACAUCCGAGCUUGAGAAUUUAUCUAGGAUAUUCGUAUUAGAAAGAUGCGCGAGGAAUGCUAUGCGAAGCCUGGAAGUUUCAUUGUUAACAGUCUUUGCCGUCUUGUUUAUGGCAGUAAACGAAAAUAAUUCAUACGUGCACGCAAUUAAAUAUUCAAACCUGUAUAUCGUACAUUAAAGAGAUUGGUGACUUAUUCCCGUUAUCUUUUCAAGCUACGUAUAUUUUAUAUAUACAAAAUAGCGAGACAG
Molecule: messenger RNA, 925 nt
Organism: Sphaeroforma arctica JP610
Lineage: Eukaryota; Ichthyosporea; Ichthyophonida
Exons: 1
Coding region: 462-854 (130 amino acids)
Source: RefSeq, a predicted model, not a curated record